Messenger RNA from Entrophospora sp. SA101, 136 nucleotides. Lineage: Eukaryota; Fungi; Glomeromycota; Glomeromycetes; Entrophosporales; Entrophosporaceae. The record is from the annotation of a GenBank genome assembly.
GAAGGAAGACAUUCUCUAUGAAUACACGUCAAAAUUGGAAUAUGAACAAUUUGCACAAUUUGCACAUUCUUUUAUUAUUGACACAUCAGAUGUCAAUAUCAAGGACUUGUUUGCAAAAAUCGAAUGGGAACGUUAA